CGUGCACAAAUGGACAACUUAUACCCUGUGAUAUUUUCGGGAUCAAUAUUAGUCGUCGCCAUUAGACCCUACCUUUGGGUACCCACGUUUUUUGCAAACUUGUUACCGCCUUAUUACAUAUUACGCACGACUUCAACAAAUCGUCAAUUGUUAUUAUUUCUAACACGCAUUAUUUUCGCGUUAUAUAUACUAUUACAAGUGGCCAUUAGUUUUUGGAUCGCAUAUACAAACAGAUACUUUCUUAUUCAUUAUGUGCGAAGAAACUCCCUGGACAGCAAAACUUUUAUUAUGACCUCUGGUAUCAUUAUCGUGCAGAUCACGGUGCAACUAGUGAUUCUUACUCAAGCAUUGACUGGACACCAAUUACUACGGAGCAUACUCAUUAAUGUAGUGCAACUGGAAUUGGACAUACGAAAAAGUUGUACAGCCAUGUAUUCGUUGUGUGCCAUCCGUUGGCGUUUAUUCUUACAUGUAGGAAUUUGGAUACUAGCAACCUGCACUUUCGAAGUGUAUGUAAGUUAUGAAAUGUUUCCUGCAGAAUACACACCCCUUAUUUACAUGCUCUCGAUAUUUGGAGUUGUAUUAAUUCAAAUGAAAGGAAUUGAAUAUUGUAUUAGUGUGCAAAUGAUACAGGAGCUGUUAAAUCUGGUACAGCAUCAACUGAUAUAUUUGAAACGGGAACUGGUGCGCUGUGAGAGAAUGGAGCUGCGUUGUAGUUUAUUUGCUGAAUUGCAAGCAAACCAAAAAUUGCUCGCCCGUGUCUGGGAUCUACUAAAUCAAGUGGAGCGAUAUUUUUGCAUCCCAUUAUGUAUGCUAUUCUUCUACAAUGGAUAUUUAAUCAUACAAACCAUACAUUGGGGCUAUAUUAAUUUUGAGCUUGAUGAUUUGAAGCUCCGCUUAUGCCGAAUAUCUCGUGAAGUAUAA
This is a messenger RNA of Bactrocera dorsalis (oriental fruit fly), 924 nucleotides long. RefSeq names its product putative gustatory receptor 98b. NCBI's taxonomy places the organism in Eukaryota, Metazoa, Arthropoda, Insecta, Diptera, Tephritidae. The transcript is spliced from 2 exons. The record is from RefSeq and is a predicted model, not a curated record. Gene Ontology annotation, biological process: sensory perception of taste. Gene Ontology annotation, cellular component: membrane. The coding region runs from base 10 to 924 and encodes 304 amino acids.